AUGUCGCAGUCCACCGCCACCGACGAGGGGGCCACGUUCCAGCACCUCUGGAGCUCUCUGGAGCCGGACAGCACCUACUUCGACCUUCCCCAGUCGGGCCAGGGGAAUGAUGAGGUGGUGGGCGGUGCGGAGGCCAGCAUGGAUGUCUUCCACCUGCAGGGCAUGACCACUUCUGUCAUGUCCCAGUUCCAUUUGCUGAGCAGCACCAUGGACCAGAUGAGCAGCCGCGCGGCCCCGGGCAGCCCCUACGCCCCGGAGCACGCCGCUAGCGCUAACGUGCCCACCCACUCGCCCUACGCGCAGCCCAGCUCCACCUUCGACACCAUGUCGCCCGCGCCUGUCAUCCCCUCCAACAUCGACUACCCCGGCCCGCACCACUUCGAGGUGACCUUCCAGCAGUCGAGCACAGCCAAGUCGGCCACCUGGACGUAUUCUCCUCUGCUAAAGAAGCUUUACUGCCAAAUCGCCAAGACGUGCCCCAUCCAGAUCAAGGUGUCCACCCCGCCGCCUCCGGGCACUGUCAUCCGCGCCAUGCCCAUCUACAAGAAGGCGGAGCACGUGACCGAGGUCGUGAAGCGCUGCCCCAACCACGAGCUCGGGCGGGACUUCAACGAAGGACAGUCUGCCCCCGCCAGCCACCUCAUCCGCGUGGAGGGCAACAACCUUUCGCAGUACGUGGACGACCCCGUCACCGGCAGGCAGAGCGUCAUGGUGCCCUACGAGCCCCCGCAGGUGGGGACAGAGUUCACCACCAUCCUGUACAACUUCAUGUGCAACAGCAGCUGUGUCGGGGGCAUGAACCGGCGGCCCAUCCUCAUCAUCAUUACCCUGGAGACGCGGGACGGACAAGUGCUGGGCCGCCGGUCCUUCGAGGGCCGCAUCUGUGCCUGUCCUGGCCGAGACCGCAAGGCGGAUGAAGACCACUUCCGCGAACAGCAGGCCCUGAACGAGAGCGCUGCCAGGAGCGGGGCUGCCAGCAAGCGCGCCUUCAAGCAGAGCCCCCCUGCUCUCCCUGCCCUGAGCACCAACGGGAAGAAGAAGCGGCACGGGGAUGAGGAAACCUACUACAUCCACGUGCGGGGCCGGGAGAACUUUGAAAUCCUGAUGAAGGUCAAGGAGAGCCUGGAGUUGAUGGAGCUGGUGCCCCAGCAGCUGGUCGAGUCCUACCGGCAGCAGCAGCAGCUCCUGCAGAGGCCACCCCAGCUGUCCCUUCCAAGCAGGGGCCACCUGCAGCCUCCGUCCUACGGGCCUGUCCUCUCGCCCGUGAGCAAAGCGCACGGGGCUAUCAACAAGCUGCCCUCCGUCAACCAGCUGGUGGGCCAGCCUCCCCUGCACGGCUCGGCGGCCGCGCCCAGCCUGGGGCCCAUGGGCCCCGGGAUACUCAACAACCACGGCCACGCCCUGCCAGCCAACGGUGAGAUAAACGGCGGCCCCAGCUCCCAGUCCAUGGUCUCGGGGUCCCACUGUACCCCGCCACCCCCCUACCACGCCGACCCCAGCCUGGUCAGUUUUUUAACAGGCUUGGGGUGUCCCAACUGCAUCGAGUAUUUCACCUCCCAGGGGUUACAGAACAUUUACCACCUGCAGAACCUAACGAUAGAGGACCUGGGGGCCCUGAAGAUCCCGGACCAGCACCGAAUGACCAUCUGGAGGGGCCUCCAGGACCUGAAGCAGAGCCACGACUAUGGCGCGCAGCAGCUGAUCCGCUCCAGCAGCAACGCGGCCACCAUCGCCAUCGGGGGCUCAGGGGAGCUGCAGCGGCAGCGGGUCAUGGAGGCCGUGCACUUCCGCGUGCGCCACACCAUCACCAUCCCCAACCGCGGGGGCCCGGCUGGGGGUGCGGGGCCCGACGAGUGGGCCGACUUCGGCUUCGACCUCCCGGACUGCAAGUCCCGCAAACAGUCCAUCAAAGAGGAGUUCACGGAGAGCGAGGCCAACUGA
Globicephala melas (long-finned pilot whale) is the source of this 1941-nucleotide messenger RNA. It is a transcript of the gene TP73, whose product is annotated as tumor protein p73. Gene Ontology annotation, biological process: apoptotic process; regulation of transcription by RNA polymerase II; protein tetramerization. Gene Ontology annotation, cellular component: nucleus. NCBI's taxonomy places the organism in Eukaryota, Metazoa, Chordata, Mammalia, Artiodactyla, Delphinidae. Gene Ontology annotation, molecular function: RNA polymerase II cis-regulatory region sequence-specific DNA binding; DNA-binding transcription factor activity, RNA polymerase II-specific; protein binding. The record is from RefSeq and is a predicted model, not a curated record.